Messenger RNA from Galleria mellonella (greater wax moth), 3918 nucleotides. RefSeq names its product condensin complex subunit 3 (gene Cap-G). Gene Ontology annotation, biological process: mitotic chromosome condensation. The record is from RefSeq and is a predicted model, not a curated record. Gene Ontology annotation, cellular component: cytoplasm; condensin complex; condensed chromosome. The coding region runs from base 147 to 3863 and encodes 1238 amino acids. Lineage: Eukaryota; Metazoa; Arthropoda; Insecta; Lepidoptera; Pyralidae. The transcript is spliced from 28 exons.
UGAAAUAACUACUUUCGGAAUCUUUAAUUUGAAUUGUAACGUGAUUCAUUCUCAUGUUUGUUUAUAUUUUUCGAAACUUUUGCAUCUGUGCGAUUUUUACUUAGUGAAUUUAUUUACAGAAGGAAAUAUACAGAAUCUAAUACAAUAUGCCACCGAAAGACACUGAAAUUUUACAAGCUCCUCAAAAACCUAACCCACGUAACAAUCCUACAAUGUUUAAAAUAUUUCAAAAUGUCCAAUACAACAUUGUUCAACAUAAAAAAUACGUGAAAGAGAUGAUUAAAUUGUACAAAAAGUUACCAGAAGAUGAGUUCCGUGAGAGCUUUAAGAAUGCUCUGCAAUAUCUAUUCACAUUUGGAGAUACUAGUGCCAAUGUAGACAGAGUUAUACAAUUUGUGGCCACAUUCUGCACUUCUCUUGAUGAUGAAGAGGAAUUCUUGUUAUUUAUAUUUGACAUUAUAUUUGAUUGUCAGUGUGUUUCUGGCCAAUCUGUGAGGUAUAGAGCAAGCCAGUUACUGGCAGCUGUACUGUCUGCUCUUGGAGAAGAUGCCUCCCUGGAUGAUGAUCUCUGUGACAAACUAUUGGCAUCACAGAUGCAACGCCUUCAAGAUACCCGUGGCGCAGUGAGAUGCCGUGCUGCACUAGCGCUGCAGCGACUGCAAAACCCCAUGGAACAAGAUGACGUGGUGACGCGCGGCUAUCGUUUCCAUAUGAGUUGCGAUCCGAGCUCCUCUGUUAGAAGGGCAGUGGUGAUGACCUUAGCGAAGUGCACGCGUAAUGUCCCAUACGUAUUGGAGCGACUGUGUGACGUGGACGAGGCUGUGAGGCGAGCUGCUUUCUUGCAUAUAGCUGGUAUUAAUGUCACUCAACUAAGAGUGAGGCAGCGAGUGUUGACUCUUAAGGUAGGACUCACAGAGCGUAGCCCGCGCGUGCGUCGUGUAGUGGAAGAGAUUGUUAUCCCUGGUUGGUUGGCAACAUUCAAGGGCAACAUUGUAGAUCUGCUGAAAGCAAUACGUCUGGAUAAUGCGCAAGAUGCUAAAGACUCACAGUAUGUCGCUGGGAAACUCUUGGAGUCUCUGUUCAAGAGGUUGCCAAUUUCGGAACUUCUGGAAUGGCUGCCAAUUGAUAAAAAUCUGCGGCUGAUACCUGCUGAGAAGUUGAAUAAAGAAACGGCUUGGUACUGGCGUCAUCUCGCCGAACACCUGCAGAAGAUCGAUGAUGACGAGACAUUGGAAAUUAUAUUACCCGAUUUGAUUGUACUCACGGGAUACAUAAGAGCUAUCGUGGAGUCCCCUUGCGAGGCUGAGAGUUCAUCCUCGACAUUGGACACCCGGCAAUAUGUACUACACGAGCUGGGCUGCAUGCUGCGAGUGUACGAUGCAAGUGAUCCCGCCGGCCGCACUGCAUUGCAAUCUCUCAUCACCGAUGUUCUCACUGGUGACUAUGGACCCUUAAAUUCAGAUGUUAUACGCGCGUUCGUAUCGGCUCUGGAGCUAGUGUUACCGGAAAUAUCACAACGUGUGGAAGUCAUCAAUGGUGUCAUAUCCGCUUUGCGCGAUCCUCCAGAAGUAGAACAGUCACCACCGCCACCUCCCGUGGACUGCGCGGAAGUUAAACUACAGAAAGCCAGGCUUCGUGUAUCUCUCAACGUAGCUAUAGAGGCACAGGAAGAGGCAGUCAGAGAACAAAACUACUCUCUCGCCGCAGAGUGCAAAGCUAAAGUAGAGGACAUACAGAAGAAACUAGAAGAAUUAACUGUACAAUCAACGCCGCCUCCUGCACCUAUACCGACAAUAAAGGAGAAGAUAUCAGAUACACAGACUCUUAACAAAUGCCUAACAAUACUUAAUUGUUCGCUUGAUACGCCGCAGCUCAAAACUGUCACGCCCAUGCUACAGAUCAUGUUCAAUGAGUUAGAGGUGGAGAUAUUUCAAAAUCCUGAUGUUUUAGAGAAUGCCCUCGAAACAGUAGCCCUCUUUGGAAUGUUGAAUAAAGAGUUUGCUAAAGAACAUAAAGCCUUCUUUUUUGCUAAUCUGAUAGACACAUCGAACGAGCCUGUGGUAUGUCACGUACUGCGCUGCAUAUGCGACUUGUUGUGUGUACACGGCGCUCGGCUGUUCGACGAAGACACGCCUCCCGCCCGCACUUCCCACACCACCAGACCCAGCAGUGGACUCUCUGACACCGGAGAUCACGACGGUGACUUAUCCGAGUCGGCCAUAUCACUGACACCUUCUCAUAGCACGGUCAUUGAACUGCUACUCAAAAUAAUGGAUAGCACGUGCGCGAACUACCGGCUUAUCAUAGUGGAAGGGCUCUGUCGGCUGCUACACCUCGGACACCUCGAAUCCCCAUCUAUACUCAGCAGAUUACUGUUACUGUGGUUCAAUCCUGCUACAGUUGAAGAAGAUAUGUUGAGGCAAACUAUAGGCGUUUUCUUUCAAACGUUCCCUGCUACGGUUGACGGCGCUCAAGAACAAAUACAGAAAGCUACAUUGCCUACGCUAAGAACUUUAGCCAACGCGCCAUCGAGCUCACCGCUAGCUGAAAUAGAUCAAGAAGCAGUAGUGCGUUUCCUUGUGUCACUCACUCGGGUUAAUCAUGAGUUAACGGACAGUCAGGGCGCCAUGGCGAUGGUGCUGUGUAACUACGUGGUGCGGAGGCCGACGUGCCCGGCGGCGGGGCUCGCGUGCCGCAUGUUGGCACUACUGGCUGCACCGCGCGACGCACUGCUUGCACAGGAGUUAGCCACGCGCUUGCGAGACCUUUGCCUCAAACUCCCGGACAAGCAGUCGUGCCGUAAUCUCACGCGGUACUUAGGAUCUCUAGAGGCUAUGGAACGCGCCAGUCUUAAUAAAAUCUCUAAUACAGGCAUCACUGAGGGCACAAUGCAAACUGAAGAUACUUUACUGCCAAUGGGACGAGCUACUUCUUCUUUACCACAACCUCUAGCGCGCAGUACGCAUGUUAUUAUAAAUGAAACAGUUGAGGAAGAAGUCGAGAUCGACGAGACCUCCCCUACAGAAGUUAUAUCGAGGAUUUCUGAAGAACUUCCACCGAGUACUACAAACAAUGCCAUCAACCCGUCGACGGAACUGCGUGCAGACAGCGAGGUGCAGGCAGGGACGACUGGCCCCAAAGUAAUUGCCGCUUCCGACGAAUCGGAUUCGAGUGGCGUAUCGCCCGUCAAGAAAGCAAAGAUCAAAGGAAAAAAGAAGAAGCUUUCUUUAAACAGACAGUCUGCUGAAGCCGAUAAUGUUAAUGCUAAAAAGGACAAAAAUAAAGUUGCAGUCAAAAAUAAAGAGAAAAUCAAAGAUGCCGAAAAGGGAGGCGUGAAAAGGAGUCGAUCACAACGAUCUGUAGUAGACGUUGAUAGAGCUCAAAAAGCCAAAGCAGAAGCUGCUCAAGCAAAAAAGACUACCCCAGAACAACAGUUAUCACCGCUCCUCCAGGAACUGGACAGUUCCAAUAUAACAAUUCGUAGAUCCACCCGAGGUAUGCAAUCCGGAUCAAGCCCAGACUCGAACUGUUCUAGCGGUAAAAAGAAGGAGAAGAAGAAGGCGGCAGCAAAGAAAACGACUCCCCCGUCGACGCGUGCCUCCACCAGUUCAAUGUCAACGCGCAGUAGUGUCGGUUCCAGGAGCUCGGUAGUCGAAGAUUCGGCAGACGAAACAGAACUCCACACCAUAGUUUACGAAAAAGAAAUGGUGCAAUCAUUACUGAACGAUUCAAGUGAAUUAGCGGAUAGUAGACGAACAUCUAAAGGGAAUGUUACUAUACCAGAAACCCCCGACGCUAGUGAAGGAUCUGAAUCUGAACCUGAAGUUAAUACUAAAGGAAAACGAGAUAAAAAGAAAAAGUAGGUUUAUUUUGUAUCGAUUUAAUAACUUAAGAUAAUAAAAGUAUUCUUAUAUUGUA